GUGGCGCUCGUCGAUUGACGAACUAUGACCCAUGCCACAUCAAGGGCCCCUGCUACAAGGGCGUGGUUUGGUUUCCUGGCGCCGAGUUCAUGGGACCUGGCUGGUACUGCAGCGAUGCCUUGGAUGUGCGCAAGGAUGCCUACUUCGACAAGUGCCACAUCGUCUCCCCGUGCUACUUCGGCGCAGUGUGGACGGGAAAGCGCUGGGAGUGUGGAGUCGAGGACCAGAAGAACGUGACCAAGAAGUACAAGGACUUGAUGCACAUUCUCAUCCAUGGGCCGAAGCGUGGGGACAAGAUCUGGGCUGUCAAGGAGUUGGAUCAGGAGCUCCCACUGAUGCCAACCAGCUGUCCUCACCGUGGUUGGCAGGCUCCGAAGAAGUGCCGUAUGAUCGGCAUGGACCAUGGCCGGCUCAUCAUGUCGGUGCCGCAGAGCACCGUGCUCUUUGACCUCCUCGUCUGCGAGGAUCCUGAGAUGCGUGGACGAGCCAGCAAAGUCUUGUACAACAUCGUCACCGAUGACAAA
Messenger RNA from Symbiodinium sp. CCMP2456, 524 nucleotides. NCBI's taxonomy places the organism in Eukaryota, Dinophyceae, Suessiales, Symbiodiniaceae. The record is from the annotation of a GenBank genome assembly.